UCACCAGGAUCGACACAUUCAGUAUGGGUGGUGGCGAGACGCAGAGUAGAACUACCUUGUCCACUCGACCCCAAACUACCAGACGACCAAGCAAUGUUGGUUCUUUGGUACCGAGCAAGCAAUACUAUUCCGGUAUACAGUUAUGACGCAAGAGUGGGCGAAUUCCGCUCAGGCAUAAGAUGGGCAGACGAGACGGUUCUGGGCAGCCGAGCAUACUUUCUGCCACGAUCUGACCCGCCUACGUUGUCCCUAGACCCUGCACACGCCCAAGACCAAGGCGUGUAUACUUGCCGGGUGGACUACCGCCUCUCACCCUCCACCACCGCCGUUGUCAACCUUACUGUAGUUAUUCCCCCGGGUCCCCCCAUGGUGCUCUGGCGUGGGCGUGGGGUGGUGGGCGCUGUAGGACCCCUGGGAGAGGGACAGAGGACUGAUCUCACCUGUCGCAGUUCAGGGGGUCGUCCGUCACCUGUCCUCACCUGGUGGCACAGUGGACGCCGUCUCCCUCUACUCAGUGCUAACUCAUCAUUAGACCCUAUCUCUGGGACGUACACGGCGGAAUCGGUAGUAUCAGUGACAGCGACGAGAGAGCUACUUAGGGAGACGCUAACUUGUCAGGCCCACAUCCCCAUGGAGGGUGAGAACCGUGAGACGACCAUCGUUCAGCCCCGCACAGCCACGGUCUCUCUCAAUAUAACAUUGGCGCCGGUGGAGGUGAGGAUCUUGGGUUCAGGAUCAGCGGUGACGGCAGGAACCACCAUGAGGCUUGUGUGUCGCGCCGCGGGUUCACACCCCCCAGCCCACCUUACCUGGUGGCGUGGCCACUCCCGCCUCCCCCAGGUCACCCACUCUAUAGAUGAUGGGGGGAACAUCACGACGGCGACGCUGACGAUUAUGGUGAACCGAGAGCACGACGGUACCAUCCUCUCCUGCAGCGGCGUCAACCCUCUCCUCCACCAAGCUCCCCUCACCGACACCACCACUCUUGUUGUCUACUACGCACCGGUAGUCGGUCUUGGGUUUGGAAAGAACGUGAAACCUGGUCUGUUGAAGGAAGGGGACGACGUAUACUUCGAGUGUAACAUAGAAGCUAACCCGACCUUCCAUCGCGUCGACUGGCAUCACAAUGGUGUUGAGUUGGUGCACAACAUGAGCGCGGGUGUGGUGAUGAACGGACUGGACUUGGUGCUAAGGAACCUGCAGAGGAAACACUCGGGUUCUUACACGUGUACCGCCGCCAACAUCGAGGGCCGCACCACCAGUAACGCCGUCCACCUUACAGUCAGGCAUUCGCCCAUGUGUGCCGGAGAUAAACGGGAGAGAACCCAGGGAGCCGCCCGGGGUACUAUGGCGGCCGUCAAGUGCACGGUGGAGGCAGAGCCUGACGAUGAUCUCACCUGGACGUGGAUCAGGAAGCGGGCUGACGGCAGCGACCAAGCGGUGCCACAAGCCAACAUAACGAGUGACGGCCUCACGUCCAGCGUCCUUCUCACGCCCCACACGCCUGACGACUAUGGCAGACUCCUGUGUCUCGCAUCCAACGCUGUGGGGCGCCAAACCACCUCAUGUGUGGUGAACCUGGUGCCCGCAGGCCCGCCCGACACGCCCACCAACUGUUCUGCUACUCCAGGCAAGCCCUCCACCCACUCCCACCCCCACACCGCUUCCCUAUCCAUCACCUGUGUGGAAGGUUUCGAUGGAGGCCUCCCUCAACAUUUCCAGAUGGAAACGUGGCAGGAGGGUCAACUCGUCUACAACAUGACCAGUGAGUUUCCGGAGUGGGUAGUGACGGAGCUGCAGGCGGGCGUGGGUGUCAUGUUGAAUGUGAUCGCCCACAACGCCCGCGGUAAGUCAGAGCCCCUGGUCAUGGAGGUACACACUACCAGCGCCCAGCACCACGCCGCCCCUGAUGCGGUCGGUGUAGUCGACAUCCCGCCCAUCCUCGGUGCCGCUCUGGGCCUGGUGGGAGUGCUGCUAGUGCUGCUGGUGGUGGGCGUGAUCAUAGCCAGAAGGGUGCGCACCCGUUCACCACGCACGCAGAAACCCGUCGCUCCCGAAGUGCCAUUGACGCCCACAUUGGGGGAGGGUUUUGACCCCGAUGUUGUGGCCUCUAUACAGAGACGACCGCCCAGCCUCGACGUUAUCCCUCAAGACCCCGACGAAGAUGACGACGAGGAACGCUUAUACGAACACGAGCACCUCCAUGCCGAGCACGACGACGACUCACAGACUCACAUGCCACGAGAGUUUUGUGCGUACAUACACAGAACAAGUGAUGAUAGUCCGCACGUACAUGUAGAGGGACAAGUGUAUGUGCAGGGAGAUGCCGGUGGUACGUGUUCGUGCGGACACCUACGGUACAGCAGAGACCCCCAUCACCACGGUCACCGCGCAAUGUCCGAGGAGAGCAGAGACAGACAGGAGGUUCUCGUCAGUGAUACACAAAGCGACGACUCGGGAGUCUCUGAGUCAGAGUCAGAAUCAGAGCUGCGGGAGCUGAUGUCCGAGGACCAGGUAGCAGCCGUCAUUCGACAACAUCCUGACAGCGGUCGAGCGUAUGUCACUUUUUCUAGAGGUGAGCCUCUGCCACAGGCCUCCCCCGACACGGAAGUGCGCCUGGUACCGCCUGCUCACCUCGACCUCAGGACCAAACCUUCGUCCUCAGGAGAGCUACGAUCUAAAAAUUCACCUAUGGAAGUUCGACUAAAGCCUUUCGUCUCUAAAGAGUACAGGGCUUCACCGGUGUCCGCUGAAGAGCUGUGCUUGAUGCCAGCCUCAUGUAGGGAAUUGCGACUCAUUCCUUCUUCCACAGGAGAAGUGAGGUCAGCAAGAGCCUCGCCUUCUGACGUGCGGUCUCCGUCUGCAAUCACAGAGCUGAGAUCGACGAUUGGUUCUUGUGGAUCCUCACGCCCUGCAUCAAGCUGCGGAGUUCGGUCUCCGUCAACACAGAGAGAAGUCAUAUGCCUUCCUAUCUCACCAGGAGAGUCUCCAAGGUUACAUCCCAUCUCAGGGCGGAGAUCAAGAGAUGAGGCACCCAGUCGCUGCCAGCCCUCAAAAACAAGUAAAAUCUCGCGACCCUUAUCAACCAAAGACGUUCAUUUCGUACCUACAUCCAAAGACUUCUUUACCCAUGAUCAAGGUCAACAGUGUGGUCACGAUCGAACAGAAAAGGGUAAAUCAGUUACUCUCGUAGAAGGUGAACACGGAGAAAUUUUGUUAGUAACAAGAAGACCAUCAGAGACGGAAAAUGUGAAAGGCGGCAGACAUUGUACUCCUGUGUUCCCCAGUGUUAAAGUGUCAGACUCAUCUGAGAGGCACGCAACUCCUCCAUCAACCCAUCCAGUAACUCUUCCAAAAGCCGCUUCGAGAAACAGCAAAGCAAAGGCCUUGAAAAAGGCAAGAGGAAAAGAUGCAGUGUUAGUUGACAGUCCUCAAGCGCAAAAUCUUCCUUCAACCACCUCCCUUUUAGCCCAGGGAGGCGGGCAAAGUAAAAUCAGUCCAUCAGGAAGACGAAGCUACCAUCUUCCCCCUCACCCUGAUGUAUGCCGGCGAGAGAGCUCCGUAUGACCCAGGCCUCCUGAAGACCUGCACACACCUCCCUCAGUGUGACUCUCAGCAUUCCCACCGACUGAGCUCUUGCUGUUCUCAGCCACCAAAAUAAUGAGUGUCCAUGAUCUCAGCAAAGAGUUCUGUCAGACCUCACACAUAAAAACUAACCUUACCAUUGAACCACGAUAAAGGGAUACAAAGUUUUUCCAUAACCACAGCCAUUAAGUAAUUUUAUGUUUCUGAUCUCAGGGGAUUAGAAUAACUCUGACCUCUGCCAAAGAGCUCCUUAUGACCUCAGUGUGAAGUACCUUCUUGAAUGAAGCUACUGUCACAUCACUCACCACGGUGUCUCUCGUCACAGCCACUAUCUGUUGCAGGAUUCUCAAACUCUGAAGCCAAACGUCUGCCUGUCGUAGGAUAACCCACAUGUACUGUCCAUUCUCCAAUCAUUGUUAUGGUCAAUGUUUUCAUGAACUCCUUGAGCACGUUGAGUUUACCCCCUGGCUACGAUAAGUUAAGUAAUCGUACUCAAGAGGUUAACAUUGUACUCGAAGGGUUAAUAAAAAAUAUCUCACUUCCUCAGCAAUUGUUAAGUUUUGUCUUUAAACUUCCAUUCACACAUACUGCAGUGAUCUGUCUGUGUAAUCUUGGUUUAGUACACUUUGCUUCAAGACUCACCUCACCAUACAAUAAAGGGUUAUAAUUUUUGUUCCUCUCAUUUUUAUAUACUGUAUCAUAUCUCCUGUAUUUUGUACAAAUCACAUUUAUUACGUGAAAAUACAGAACAAACAGUUAAUUAAUUUUGUAAUUUUCAUUCAGAUGUGCAACGCCAUAUCCAUGUAUUUAUAUUUUUUUACAUUACCUUGUAUGACUCGUAUCACCAGAGAACAACUUAACACUGUACAGUACUUCUCCUUCACACAUCCUGUAUAUCCUUGUAAUUAUUAUUUUGUAACUCGGUUAUUAUGAUUCUCACCAUCAUACAAUUAAUAACAUUCAAAUUCUAUAUUUUCUACCUGUAAGUUGUAUAUUUACUGUAUGAAUUUGUUAUGUAGGAGCCAACACAAUAGAUGAGUGAUUACACGAGUUCUCUUCUGUUCAUUGAUGUACACGCACUACCAGAGCGUGUACAGUCCAGAGGUUUACGUGUGUAGAUGUUGUACUCAAGUGUCAUAGAGAACUGAAGAACGAACAUGAUCUUGUAUGAAAUUGUUUUGGUAUUAAUCUAUUACAGCAGCCCCUUGAACACCACUCAUGGUGAAUACCCAUUUUCCUUAAGUACACACACACACACACACACACACACACACACACACACACACACACACUUCACUUAUAUGACCAGUAUUGCAUCUUCCAGCGUGUGAAAGAAUGAGAAAUUGUUGGAUAUAUAUCAGAGGUAUUUUAAAGUAUAUUCUUUAUCAGGAAUAAGCUGUUAUUUUUGUCAUUACUCUGUAUAAGUUCCCCUGUGACCUACAGUUCCAUGACUACAUUAUUCGUCUCUACUGACACUCCUCGUUAACAAAGCGUCAGGUGAGUUAGCGAAAAACUCAGCGAAUAAUAUAGUCAGGUAAUUAAUUUGUAACAAUAAUAGAAUAAAAAUGGUAACAACUGGAAUACGCCCAAAUGUGAUUGUUA
This is a messenger RNA of Homarus americanus (American lobster), 5187 nucleotides long. RefSeq lists its product as uncharacterized. Bases 94 to 3567 code for a protein of 1157 amino acids. Lineage: Eukaryota; Metazoa; Arthropoda; Malacostraca; Decapoda; Nephropidae. The record is from RefSeq and is a predicted model, not a curated record. The transcript has 12 exons.